AUGGCGAGUGAAAACGUCCAAAUCACCAACACGAUCAAAGAGAUCUCUCUGGGGAGCGAUACCGAGCACCGCAAGUUGGUGAAACUACCACAGGCAUUAAUACCGUACCGACUGGCGAUAUGUUCAUAUGGAGCAGCAAUGAUAGCAACUACAGUGGGGUUUCCAUUAGAUUCAGUUAAAACUCGGUUACAGACACAUAAAUUCAAAAGUGCAUGGCAAUGUAUAGUAGAUACAGAACGGCAUGAAGGAAUUCGAGGAUUCUACAGAGGAUUAACAGCUCCAUUACUGUCGUCCAGCGCAGUGCGGUCAAUUAGCAUUACUAUUUAUUCUAAAUGUGUUCCAAUACUGUCCAACAUGUGCUUCUCACUAUACUCAGCACCGAAAUCCAAGGAUACCAUGGCAGCCACCAUUGACUGGAUGCUGCGAACAAGUCCCAUUACAUUCGGAGCCGGAGCUAUUGCUGGAUCAGUGUGUUCAAUCAUCUCCUGUCCCUUCGAAUUCACGAAACUGGCUUCACAAAUCGAAGUCCUCGUCCGACGCAACCAACUGGCCACACUGGCGACCUCCACCACCACUUCACAAACCCAGCUACAUACACCGGUCGAACCCGCCAAACUGAAACCAAAAGGGUCCUUCGAAGUAGCCAGCGAACUCAUCAAAAAAGGCGGCGUCGCAUCACUCUACGGAGGCUACCGCUACCAUAUCUGUAAGUAA
Sugiyamaella lignohabitans is the source of this 714-nucleotide messenger RNA. Its product is annotated as Ornithine transporter of the mitochondrial inner membrane. The transcript has a single exon. The coding region runs from base 1 to 714 and encodes 237 amino acids. Gene Ontology annotation, molecular function: transmembrane transporter activity. The record is from RefSeq and is a predicted model, not a curated record. Gene Ontology annotation, biological process: transport. Lineage: Eukaryota; Fungi; Ascomycota; Dipodascomycetes; Dipodascales; Trichomonascaceae.